GGGCAGAGCUAAGUGGGUAGUAGGUCAGGGUGAACACGAGGAGUCACCAGCAAGGCCAGGGCAGACCAGGAAAGCCACAUCGCAGAUGCGGUUGACUGUUGAGGGGAGGUGGGGUAAUUGGCUGUGUUGUAAGCUGUUGGAGAGUUGAGUAAGACUUUGGGUUUAGCAAUGUACGUGGUAGGCAGUGGUAGUCACUGAGUGUUUGUGGAGGAAGGAUUUAGGGCACAGAUGCGUGAGUCUCGAGAACACGCAGUGGGAAACCUCUUUCUUAAUCGUUAUGGCCUGAGCUAUGGACGAUCUUGUCUCAAAGCUCCUUGACCUUUCCUCUCACUCAACUAACACAUGGCAAAUGCAGGACCUGGCUGUACCCCCUCCCACCCCUGCAAGCUGCUCCUACAGGCCUCCUGUGUCCAGUUGCCUCUGCCUGGCCGGGCCUGAGGCUGUCUUUGACCCAGGAUUCCGUCUCUCUCCCCACCUCCUUUUAAGAUGUUUCAUUUGCAUCCUGCACCUGUGUGGGAAUCUUGGCUGGACUCCUGUGAGAACCAUUUACCCAUUAUUAAAGCCUCACUUCCUUUCUUGUCUUUCUACACAAUUCUUUUCUUUCUUUUGUGUUUUCAUCAGUUUUGCUUUGUAGCCCAGGCGAGCUUCCACCUCCAAAGUGCAUUUGUGAGCCACCAUGACGAGAAUUACUAUUUUUAAAUAGUCCGGGGGUUGGGGAUUUAGCUCAGUGGUAGAGCGCUUGCCUAGGAAGCGCAAGGCCCUGGGUUCGGUCCCCAGCUCCAAAAAAAAAGAACCAAAAAAAAAAAAAAAAUAGUCCGUCAUUUGAAGCAGGGCCUCCUGUAGUCCAGGCUAACUUUGAACUCCUGAUUCUCCUGUCUCUGCCUAUGGAAUGCUGGGAUUAUAUGCAUUCACCACUAUGAAUAGCUAGCUUUGCCUUUUCCCAAGGGUUUGUCUAUUAUACUCUUAAGUCUCCAGGCAGUGGUAUGUGGUUCACAGCCCGGGUCGGAGGUGAGCACAGCCACCUUCCUCUCUUGGCAAACUCCCUCUGUCUUCUUCAUUUUCUCUUGGUGGUUACCUUCCUUACCACUUGUGUGUGGCAUAUUUGUGGUUUGUUUUGUUUUGGAUUUUUUUUCCCCUUUCAGUCCAAUCACUGUUUUUCUCUUCAUUAUCCUCCUGUUGCAGCAUCCCAAUUACACUAGUUGCCAUGGAGACAGAUGUACUCUGAGUGGAUAUUCCUUUAGGUCGAGAGAUAGAAGCAGGAGAAGGGACAAUACCAUCCUCUGUGGGAAGGAGAACCAGCUUCCUUGUGGUGACUACACAGCAGACCAGAAGGCCACCGUCUACGAUUCAUAUCAGCACACACAGUCUAUCCUAAGAGUCCAUGUUGAUCUUGGAAGUAGAGAGGUUUAAAAGAAGUUCCCACAGAAACCAAGAGCCUUACCAUCUCCUUUAGCUCCGAAGGCUGGCGGACAAUGGAUAUCAUAGAGACAGCAAAACUUGAAGGUCAUUUGGAAAGUCAAACCAACAACUCUACCAACACUUACACAAGCCCCACUGAAGCUGUAGAAGAGGAGGACAAAAAUGGCAAGGGUAAACCCAAGACCUUAUCCAACGGGCUACGAAAGGGUGCCAAGAAAUACCCGGACUACAUCCAGAUUUCCAUGCCCAAUGACUCCAGGAACAAGCUUCCCCUAGAGUGGUGGAAAACAGGCAUUGCCUUUGUGUACGCUCUCUUCAACCUUAUCCUGACAACAGUCAUGAUCACCGUUGUGCACGAGAGGGUCCCUCCCAAGGAACUCAGCCCUCCACUCCCAGACAAGUUUUUUGAUUACGUCGACCGGGUCAAAUGGGCAUUUUCUGUAUCAGAAAUAAAUGGGAUGGUAUUAGUUGGGCUAUGGCUCACCCAGUGGCUCUUUCUGAGAUACAAGUCAAUAGUGGGACGCAGAUUCUUCUUUAUCAUGGGAACUUUAUACCUGUAUCGCUGUAUAACUAUGUACGUCACUACGUUACCUGUGCCCGGAAUGCACUUCCAGUGUGCUCCAAAGCUCAAUGGAGACUCUCAGGCAAAAAUACAACGGAUUCUCCGGUUGCUUUCUGGUGGUGGAUUGUCCAUCACGGGAUCACACAUCCUGUGUGGAGACUUCCUCUUCAGCGGCCAUACAGUUGUGCUGACACUUACUUACUUGUUCAUCAAAGAAUAUUCACCUCGUCACUUCUGGUGGUACCACUUGGUCUGCUGGCUGCUGAGCGCCGCUGGGAUCGUCUGCAUCCUCGUGGCGCACGAACACUACACGGUCGAUGUCAUCAUUGCGUAUUACAUCACAACACGGCUGUUUUGGUGGUACCACUCCAUGGCCAAUGAAAAGAACUUGAAGGUCUCUUCCCAGACUAAUUUCUUGUCUCGGGCUUGGUGGUUCCCCAUCUUCUAUUUUUUUGAAAAGAAUGUGCAAGGCUCCAUUCCUUGCUGUUUCUCCUGGCCGCUGUCCUGGCCCCCUGGCUGCUUCAAGUCAUCGUGCAAAAAGUAUUCUCGAGUCCAGAAGAUCGGGGAGGAUAAUGAGAAGUCUACCUGAGCGGCCGACACGACAGCCGCUUUUCCACCCAAAGAGUCCGUGCUGUAACCAAAGGCACAGCUUCCUAUUUAUUUUCAGAGAACUGACUGGUGAAACGAAGUGGACCAAAUUUUAUGCAAAAGAUUGGAGCAGUGAAGUAUUACCUUUCGGCUUUUUUUCUUCAUUCAUCCCAAGAAACAUAUAUUUUCCUGUAGCUCUCCAUUCAGGGAGGACAAGGCCCCAAGCUGGAGUUCUGCAGAGGCAAAAGAGAACACGCUAAGCCUCUCCUCAUCUUCCUUCACUUCCACACUCUUUCCAGAUUGCUUUUUUUCCUCCCUUCAAGGUCAGAAGAGUUUGCUAAUGUUUUGAAUAAAAUGUCCGGAUAUAUACA
Molecule: messenger RNA, 2940 nt
Organism: Rattus norvegicus (Norway rat)
Lineage: Eukaryota; Metazoa; Chordata; Mammalia; Rodentia; Muridae
Source: RefSeq, a predicted model, not a curated record